UACGCCUCGAACAAGCGAAACUAGUCGAGGCAGUUUGCUAAGUGAUUUCAGAAAGUGUGGGAAUAUCCCCAAAAAUGAGAAUGAUAAGGUUUGCAUUAUUGUUUGUAACAACUUUCACCGGGAUAUGUUUAGCGGCAAAUCAGCGAGCUGUCGACGAGGUAUUGAAAUGGCAAAAAGUUGAAUUCGAUUUACCGGAGAGCGUGAUAAAUGCUCCAGAUGGUUACAUCCCAAUCAACAACAUACCGAUGAGCGGGGUGCACUAUAAAAACCGCGUGUUCGUCACUGUUCCUCGUCGUCGGUGGGGAAUUCCAUCGACGCUUAAUGUAGUUGAUAUUGCACCCCCGUUUCCGAACACAAACCCCGUGCUAAGGCCAUACCCGAACUUUGAACUGAAUGAACUGCGAGCUGAUCUACAACCGGACGCAAACCGUAUUGUCACUGUUUACCGUCCACGCGUCGAUCGUUGUGACCGUUUGUGGUUUAUCGACACAGGAAUGAUGGAAAUCCCCGGAAACUUUACCAUCGUUCAGCGCCCAUCGAUAUGGGCAGUCGACUUGAAAACGGACACACCGAUUCAUCGGUACGAAAUCCCUGCGAAGGAUGUAGACAGUGGUUAUGGACUCACAUCGAUUACCCUGGAUGUCGACCCGAACGACUGUGAAAAAGUAUUCGUCUACAUAUCCGAUUUACAAACCUAUCGUAUGCUAGUCUAUGACUACCAAAAUCAAAAGUCGUGGCGCUUCUUGCAUAACUAUUUCUUCCUAAAUCCGCUGGAAGGCGAUUUCCGUAUUCAGGGCAUUCCGUUUUCGUGGGACGACGGUAUUUUCUCAAUCGCACUGAGUAACCCUGAUCCGGUGACCAAAUUCCGCACCGCAUAUUUCCACGCAUUGUCCAGUAACUCGGAGUUCACCGUAUCUACAGCAGUUCUGCGCAAUGAAACGGCCUCCCGACGAGGCUACCACGGAAAUGACUUCCAAUUGCUUGGAUAUCGUGGAGCUCAAUCGCAAUCUAGCAUUCAUGCUUUCGAUCGUGAAACCGGCGUAAUCUUCUUUGCAUUGAUUCAGCAAAACGCCGUCAGCUGCUGGGAUACGAAAAAGCCGUUUGCUCCGCAGAACAUGGCCAUCAUCUACAAGAAUGACGCCGAUAUAGUUUACCCGAAUGAUCUUGCGAUUGACAACGAUGGCUACGUGUGGUUUAUGUCUAACUCAAUUAUCAAACUGUUGUACACUCAACUGAAUUUGGAAGAAUUCAACUUCCACAUUUGGCGUGCUAACAUUAAGGAGGCAAUCAAGGGUACAGUGUGCGAUCCAACUGUGCGUGCUAACGUUGAUGCUGUGCAGCGUUUCGGCGAAAGUACCGGCGGAGAUCGCGUUACAUUCCUGGAGUACAAGGACAAGUACGGCCCUGGAGGUGGUCCCUUCGGUGGCUGGGGACAAGAUGGCAACAAACGUCCCGCUCGGCCGUAAUGCGAGUUUCAUGCUAGUGAAUAUUUUUAUGUCAACUAACGACUAACGCAAAUAAAACAC
Sabethes cyaneus is the source of this 1526-nucleotide messenger RNA. Its product is annotated as L-dopachrome tautomerase yellow-f2-like. The coding region runs from base 75 to 1466 and encodes 463 amino acids. The transcript is spliced from 5 exons. Gene Ontology annotation, cellular component: extracellular region. The record is from RefSeq and is a predicted model, not a curated record. Lineage: Eukaryota; Metazoa; Arthropoda; Insecta; Diptera; Culicidae.